AUGGGCGGCGGGAGCCGCAGCCGCAGCCGCAGCAGGAGCCGCAGCCGCGGCAGGAGCAGGGGCGGGGACCGCAGCCGCAGCCGCAGCCGCAGCAGGAGUCGCAGCCGGAGCGGUAGUCGCGCUGCUCAGAAGAGGAAACCCGACGACUACGGCGUGGACACCAUGAAGAUCAGCGACGACGACGCGGCAUUCAUUCUGGGAAAGGGCGGUAAGACGAAGGAGAAGAUCGCACGCGUCUCAGAGGCGGAGAUCGAGCUCUUCGAGAGGGACCUUAUUCUCGAGAUCCGAGGAUCCAAGAUGCAGCGGCGGCGGGCGAAGAAGUACGCCGAGGGCGUCAUGGCGCAGAGGACUGGCCCAGUCACUAUCACGGAUGACUACGACGACGGAGACCUGACCAUGCUGAUGGUGCCCCAGGAGACAGUAGGCUUCGUGACCGGAAGGGCCGGCAAUUUCCUGCGGACGAUCGAGGAAGAGUGGUGCACGCUGAUGUUCUUUUGCGAUGUGGGGUCGGGGCGCCGCGACCGGGAGUACGAGAAGCUGGCCAUCUUCGGGAGCGUACAGGGGCGACGCGGCGCCGAGCUCAAGGUGCUAUCCGCCGUGGAGACCAAGAAGCCGGGCCACUACGACAAGGUCAAGGACGAGGUCGUGCAGAGGGACCAGGGCAAGGACGAGACGGGCACCUGGGGCACCGACACCUUGACCUUCCAGGACGACGAGCUGUCCUAUGCCCUGGGGAAGCAGGGGGCCACGCGCAAGAAGAUCGAGCGCUCUUCGGGCGCCAUCGUGCAGUACCUGGGCCACAACGCCCUCUUCUCCGGGGAGAAGAAGGCCCGCAAGCGCGCAAAGGAGUACAUGAAGUGGCUCUUCAUGCAGCUGGAGGGACCCGUCUACGUCGAGGGCUGGGAGGACCGCACCGACUGCUGCGUGGUGGACAUCCCUGGCGAUUGUGUGGGGUACAUCACUGGCAACCGCCGCGCCACGCUCUCCCGCAUGGAGGAGGACUGGGGCGUGCUCAUGUUCUUUAUGAGCAAGAACCAGGAUUAA
Prorocentrum cordatum is the source of this 1044-nucleotide messenger RNA. The record is from the annotation of a GenBank genome assembly. Lineage: Eukaryota; Dinophyceae; Prorocentrales; Prorocentraceae.